UUUCAGGAUACAUACCAGUAGCUUUGGACUUCGUCAUAGUAUUGAAAAUUUCGGAGCGCAUAAAUAUUUACCCCUAUAGCAAGAAAUGCUCAAUAAUUACUUUUGGGAGGUUGCCAAACAAUGCAUGGUGGAUAUCUACAUGAUCACUAGCGAGCUUGAGAAGACACUGGAGGAAGAAGGAAAAGACAGCUGCUGCCGUUAGCUGCCACCGCGACGCUACGGCUGUUGCCAUCGGAGGAAGGAGAAGGAAACCAUGGCUAUCGCUACGGGUCUGUUUGGUUUCGAUAUAACUAAAAAAUCAGAUUAAAUGCGCAACGAGACCAAUGCAUUGAAUUUCUAAGCACUAAAAUCUUUAAGAACUUUCACUGCCAAGAAACAAUAAUGGCCGAGGUUGCAAUACUGUUAGCCAUUCAAAAGCUUGGUCUUGCAUUAGGCACAAAACUGCUGAACCAAGCUAGCUCUCUAUUUUCACAACAACUAGCAUCAUUGGCAGAGCUCCCUGGUCGUAUGGAAACCAUAAUGCGUGAACUCUGUGUGAUGCGUCAAUUCCUACUUUACAUCGAUAAGGUAGAUAGCAAAAAUCAAGUCCUAGAAGCAUGGAUAGAGGAGGUGCGAAAAGUCGCAUAUACUAUUGAGGAUAUUGUGGAUGAGUAUAUCUAUCUUAUAGAUCAAGAUAAACAACGACGAGGUGGACUAGUUGGUUAUAUGAAACAAGUGUCGCAGCAACCAGAGUCAUUUAAUAGUUUACCUCGUAUUGCCUCUCAAAUAAAACAAGUAGAGAAUGGCCUGGACCACCUUUCACGUUUAAAAGAUCGAUGGAUCAUUCAAACAACAAGUAUUUGGCAUAGUAGUAGUUCAGAUAAUGUGAGCGAAUGGACACAACAUCUUAUGGGAAGCUCUUCUCUUUCAAUGUGUGAGGAACAGCUUGUAGGGGUUGACGAAGACCGUCAUAUGUUAACUAAUUGGUUGAGGUCUGAGAAAUUGGAUCUCUGCAUAAUAACAGUGUGGGGUAUGGGCGGGCUCGGAAAAACUACUUUAGUCACCAAUGUUUAUAAAAGAGAGAGUAGAAACUUCGACUGCCGUGCCUGGAUUUCUAUAUCUCAAACUUUUAAAAUUGAAGAUCUUCGAAGAAAAAUAAUUACUGAACUUUUCGGCGACAAAAAGAAAAUUCCAAUUAACAUUGCCACCAUGGAUGUUAUAAAGCUAAAAGAGACACUAAGGGAAUUCUUGGAGCAAAAGAAGUAUCUAAUUGUACUAGAUGAUGUAUGGGAACCGCGAGCAUUUUAUGAAUUGCAAGAUUCUCUUGUCGAUAAUCAGAAAGGAAGUAGAAUAUUUAUUACAACCAGAAAUGCAGAAGUAGCAUCACUUGCGAACAAAAACUAUAAGCUUAAACUCGAACCUUUAUCCGAUCCUGAUGCAUGGAAACUUUUCUGCAAGAGAGCAUUUUGGAAUUAUGAAAAUCAAGAAUGUCCUCCGGAGUUAGAAAAAAGUGCAAGAGAUAUCGUGGACAAGUGCGAAGGGCUGCCACUAGCUAUUGUAUCACUAGGCAAUCUCCUGUCCUUAGGAAGAAAUAGUGAGACUGAACUGAAGCGAGUUUAUGAUCAGCUUAAUUGGGAGCUUGCAAACCGCCCAAUUCUCGAUCCCGUGAGAAACAUCUUGAAUUUGAGCUUCAACUAUCUUCCUAAAUAUCUAAGGAAUUGCAUCUUAUCUUGCAGCAUGUUCCCAGAGGAUUUCCUUCUUAAAAGAAAAAGGCUUAUCAGGCUAUGGAUAGCAGAGGGUUUUGCAGUAGAAAGAGGAUCAAGAACGGCUGAGGAAGUUGCAGAAGGAUAUCUUGUGGAGCUUAUCCAUCGGAACAUGCUGCAAGUAGAAGAGCGGAACCACUUUGGUAGGGUAAAGUAUUGUCGGAUGCACGAUCUCGUGCGCGAGUUCGCUGUCUCUUUAUCUAAAAAGGAGAAGUUCCAUGUUAUUUAUGAGGAUAAUGAGAUGGAAAGGAUGGUGGGUGCUAAUGCGCGUCGCCUUUCUGUUCUCAAAUACAGCAAUGAUAUUGGAUUCAACAUUGAUCUACAAUGGCUGCGAACCUUUGUAGCAUUCAACACUACUAUGCCCGCAUCCUCAUUUACACCUGUGUUUCCAUCCAAAUCAAGGUAUAUUGCAAUUCUUGAAUUGCAAGGCCUGCCAAUUGAGGAGAUACCUAAUGCUAUUGGAGACUUAUUCAAUUUGCGAUACUUGGGUUUAAGGCGUACAAAGGUAAAGUUACUACCGAAAUCCAUUGGCAAGCUUUCCAACUUGUUGAUCUUGGACCUCUAUGAAUCAGCCAUACAAAAGCUGCCUUGUGAGAUCACGAAUCUCAAGAAGUUGCGGCACAUGUUUGUUGAGAGGGAAAACGAUCCAACCGGAAAAGCCUUUCGCUGGGGUAGUGGUGUACGUGCACCAAAGGGUUUGUGGAAUUUAAAAGAAUUGCAAACGUUGCAGGCGGUUGAAGCAAGUAGUGAGUUGGUUGGGCGACUAGGAAAUUUGACCAACCUAAGAAGCUUUAGAAUAUGGAAUGUAAAGGAAACCUACUCUAAACAACUGUGUGCAUCAUUAUCACAGAUGCGUAGUCUUUCCUACUUAAGCAUUAAUGCAAGUGAUGAAAAUGAGAAACUCAAUUUGGAAGGCCUGAAGCACCCUCUCCCGAAUCUUAAAAAGCUUACUCUAACAGGUAGAUUGGCAGCAGAAACGUUGACGUUUCCUUUGUUCCGAGAUCUCCGACAAUUAUGUCUAUCUUGGUGUCAGCUAACUGCGGAUCCACUUCCGUCGCUCGCUCAGUUAUCAAACCUCACUUUCCUACAACUUGAAAGGGCAUACAAUGGAGAACAGUUGUGCUUUUGUGUUCAAUGGUUCCCUAAUUUGAAGCGGCUUGACUUGAUUGACUUGCCGCAACUCCAACGAGUGAAGAUAGAGAUGACAGCCAUGUCAAACUUGGAAACUCUAUAUUUGAGAUACCUCAAAAACCUAACAGAGGUCCCAGAAGGCAUUGAAUUCCUCACAUCGUUGUGGGAGCUAUAUUUCUAUGAUAUGGAACCUCAAUUGACCAGUGGUUUAGAAGAAAACGACAAACUUCGACACAUCAGCUUCAUCUAUACUGACUAGGAAGCACUUGAAGUGCCUUCUUUUCGCCUGGAUUCACUCACAAAUUCAGGUGAUCCUCUCCAUAGUUUCAAGCCACCGUAUGCAGUACUUCUCAGUGUCUGCCAAUUAUGUCAUCAUUUGCAUAAGCACUAUUAUUUGUUUGUCCUCUAGAUUGUUCCUGUAAACUCCGAUGGUGUUGUCAUAUGUAUUUUCUAUUUUAGUUUAGUUCUUUCAAUCGCGUACUCUGUGUGUUGUUUUGCAAUGUAAUGUACAACGAAUGAUAUGUAGUAAUAUCCGAUGAGACUUAUUCUGUAAGAAAAUAUUAUUGAUAAUAAUGUGCCAUUUUGUUGAAACA
Messenger RNA from Ananas comosus (pineapple), 3466 nucleotides. Its product is annotated as disease resistance protein RPM1-like. Gene Ontology annotation, molecular function: ADP binding. The record is from RefSeq and is a predicted model, not a curated record. Bases 382 to 3132 code for a protein of 916 amino acids. Lineage: Eukaryota; Viridiplantae; Streptophyta; Magnoliopsida; Poales; Bromeliaceae. Gene Ontology annotation, biological process: defense response to other organism. The transcript has 4 exons.